GGAAAGUUGGUAGUAAAAGUGCCACGUCUUCCUGGGAGGGUGAAGUUGUCCUGAACUUGCCCGAAGCCAUCGUCCGCUUUCAGCACCGUUUUAACUCUAUGAAGGAGGGGACCCUUUCUCUGUUUAGGUAACAUGAGGUUUUUCUUGUGGAACGCGAUCUUGACACUGUGGGUCACGGCUUUGAGUGGAGCUAUGAUCCCUGAGCCAGAAGUGAAAAUCGAAGUUCUCCAGAAGCCGUUCAUCUGCCAUCGGAAGACCAAGGGAGGGGAUCUGAUGUUGGUCCACUACGAGGGCUAUUUAGAAAAGGACGGCUCUCUGUUUCAUUCCACUCACAAACAUAACAAUGGUCAGCCCAUCUGGUUUACCCUGGGCAUUCUGGAGGCUCUCAAAGGCUGGGACCAAGGCUUGAAGGGAAUGUGUGUGGGAGAGAAGAGAAAACUUGUUAUUCCUCCUGCCCUGGGCUAUGGCAAAGAAGGAAAAGGUAAAAUCCCCCCAGAGAGCACACUGAUAUUCAACGUUGACCUCCUGGAAAUUCGAAAUGGCCCACGGUCCCAUGAGUCAUUUCAAGAAAUGGAUCUCAAUGACGACUGGAGACUCUCCAAACAUGAGGUUAAAAUGUAUUUAAAGAAGGAGUUUGAGAAGCACAGUGCAGUGGUGAAUGAAAGUCAUCAUGAUUCUUUGGUGGAGGAUAUUUUUGAUAAAGAAGAUGAAGACAAAGAUGGAUUUAUAUCUGCCAGAGAAUUUGUAUAUGUGCAUGAUGAAUUGUAGGGAAGCACCUGCCAUGUUAUACACAUUUGUCUAAAGGGAAGGUGGCAUCUUUUUUUUUUUUUCUUCUUUCACUUUGGUUUUUUGAGACGGAGUUUCUCUGUGUAGCCUUGGAUGUCCUGGACUGGCUUUGUAGACCAGGCUGGCCUUGAACUCACAGAGAUCUGCCUGCCUCUGCCUCCCUAAGGGGAAGAAGGCAUUUCUUUCUUUCUUUCUUUCUUUCUUUCUUUCUUUCUUUCUUUCUUUCUUUCCUUCCUUCCUUCCUUCCUUCCUUCCUUCCUUCCUUCCUUCCUUCCUUCUUUCUUUCUUUCUUUCUUUCUUUCUUUCUUUCUCUUUCUUAUUUUUCUUUUUUUUUUGAAGGUGGCACCUUUAAACAAAUCUUAUUUUUCUUUUUUUUUUUUUGAAGGUGGCACCUUUAAACAAAGUGUUUGCUUUGCUUUGUUUGUUUUUAGUUUUAUAUAAUUUUCUAUUAUUUAAAGAAACACAGAGACUUUGUAAAUAUCUGUAUCUUCCUGAUAAGUUAUUGGGAAGAAACAGUUGUCUUUGAGUAGAGGACUUCUGGGCCUUUUCCAUGUUCACACAGAAGCUUGUCUUGCUGGCUUCCUUUUAGUGGAACAUGUUGCAACAGCAGAUGAACACAGUUGCACAAAUCAGUACCCUGUACUCUGCCUCCCUCUGUUUUCUCAAAGUCAAGUUAUUCACACACUCAAAUGCCUCUGCUGUCUUCACCUUGCAGUGAAGUAGUUUUUUCUUUACUGCCUUGCAGUCUCUGCUUGGGGGCACGAAACAUACGGUAGGCUUUAUUCCAUAACAACUUUGGCCUCACUGUGGAGAUUUGCAGUGUGGGGUAAACAAUGGAGUUGCAAGCUCAUGAAUAGGUGUGCAUUGAAACAUUCUGCAGAGACUUCCUAGUGGCUAAUGACUUAUUAAGAUGAGUCAGAUAAAUAAUUUAUGUGGUCGCUUCCUUGCAUUCAAUGCUUCCUUGUAAUCAAAACUAUGGUAGGCAUGGCAGAGAGUUGUAUUUAUAGUCAAUGUUUACUUUCAAGGCUAUCAGGUUUAGGCUUCUGUUUCUUCAAUAAGUAAUGUUUACAGCUAGUGUAUUACUUUGCAAUAACACUGAAUCAUGAGAGAAUUUAGUAUGUCAACUGGACUUUUCCCGUUUCUGACUCAUCAAAAAUGAGGCUGACCAAUAACAACUAUUCUCACAACUAAUCCUGAGUUUGAAAAUUGACUUUUAUCAUUUUAUCUCAAAUUGGCUUCUAAAAAUUAUUUUGUUAGGAAUAGUUUCUCAUACUUUAUAAAAUGUAUCAAGUGUACUUUGCCUGACUGGCAGUGUUCUGACAGCCAUGGGAAACAGCUUAUGGUACUUCCUUAUAGAUGAGAAGUGCUGUAAGAGAUUGACUGAUGAGCCCAGUGUUGGUGGUUAAGCUGUGGAAGCAUCUUUGUUCCCUGAGGUCAGUCUUUCACUUUUCCACUAAUGAAGAAGCAGGGCGUUUGCUUGAAUCUGUUGGGCCCCAUUUCCCUUGGGAUCUUUACCUCUAUGGACAGUUCCUGCCUCUUCAUGGCUGAUCACAGCUCUCCUUAGGAUUCAAGAAGGUCUGUGUUUUCAUAGAAUAAUCUUCCCAUUUGCUUUGAAUCGCCUCAGUCUCCCUCCCAGUGACCAGUGAGAGGGGCCAGGUUUUAGUUCACUCAUUCCUGUCACCUCUUUUUGUUUGUAGAAAUUAGAUUGCUUCACUAAUUGACAUUUUCCUCACCAAAACAUGUUAGUGGGAAGAAUAUACUCUAAAACCUGUUCUUGAAGAUGCUGGGUCUAACUAUAAAACAGCUGUCACCACUGGCAUUUCUCUGAACCUGGGGAGGUUGUAAGAAGGCCUGUCUCGGGAGGACAGUGGUGUGUCUCGAAGGCUGUUUUGCACCAAGGCUGCUACCAUCAUCUGUGCUGGAGCAAGGAAGGAAAAAGAAUCUUGAUUAUUCAAUUAAAUGAAUUUGUAUCUGUUCUCAGCUAAACCUUCAAACAGAAAUAUGAAAGGAAGACAUACCCAUAGAUAAUGGUUAUUUAAGCCAUCUGCCUGUAUAGCAAUACCUUUGCACCUUCCCAUUAGUGGGAAUAAUCAAACACCAACUGUGACUUCACAUGUGUGUAAUUGACUCAGAACUGCUCUAUGUGACAUAUUUAAAUUUCUAUGUCUAUUGUGAUACUCUGAAAAUAAAGUUUAUU
This is a messenger RNA of Psammomys obesus (fat sand rat), 2983 nucleotides long. RefSeq names its product FKBP prolyl isomerase 14 (gene Fkbp14). The transcript is spliced from 4 exons. The coding region runs from base 133 to 768 and encodes 211 amino acids. NCBI's taxonomy places the organism in Eukaryota, Metazoa, Chordata, Mammalia, Rodentia, Muridae. Gene Ontology annotation, molecular function: calcium ion binding; peptidyl-prolyl cis-trans isomerase activity. The record is from RefSeq and is a predicted model, not a curated record.